GCUCUGCAAAGCUGUUCUCAGGCUGAGAGGAACGAGGGUAGCAGGGGAGAGGACUGCACGCUCGCUCUGUGGUGACAGACAGGAAAAACAGAGACACUGAACGAGGCCAGAGAGGGACAGAGGGGUUCAUGACACCCUGGAGAGCAGGAAGGUUUCACUUGUUCCCAACAGAAGACACACAGUUCUGGGUGGAGGUCCAGGGGCCAUAGCUCCCAGGACCAACCUCCAGGAUGUCCCGGAGGAGGUCUACAGGUGACCUGGUGCCCAGGGACAUCACUGAGAUCUUAGCCCGGGAGGCGAGGGCUCAGCGUGGGCAGAAGAAGCCGGGUAGCUCCCUUGGACAGGCCUUCAGCUGGUUGAAGGGGAGCCGGAAGAAGAAGAACCUUGGAAACGGGCUGAACCGAACUGGUGCUGGUGCGACAGAUACCAAAGUGGGACUUCAGAACCAUGAAACUGCAAAAGCUGGCCCAAAAGGAAAUGAUGACCAGACAAGGUUGGCCGUCCACUACAGAACAUCUCAGUACUACCAGGAGAAUGUCUUCAUUGAGGGCAGCCGGCCACAGUACCUGGAGGACCUGCACACUGAGGCCCAGGAAGGGCUCAAGAUACUACAGCAGGAAGAAAACACAAAUGGAAUGAACUUCCCUGAUGAUGAGAGCGUUGCUUCCACUGAUACUCUGCGUCCGGAGCAGGAUAUCAGCUCCAAGGACGGAGUUGGCUCCCCAGAGCCGAGAUCCACCACUGGGAGUACUGAUACCACAGUAACUUCUGCUGUGUCUUCUCGGCCUGUGCUCACCCGCCAAGGUUCUACAUUCAAGCCUCUAAAUCCAGUGAAAAGAUUAGAUAAGAGCAGGAAGAGGAGCAGGAGGACCACCAUCAUGGGUAUUCCAAACCAGGUCCAAAAGGAACUUGCAUUGCACAGAAGCUCAACCUUCCAGCAGCUUGUUUCUACACCUAAUCAUGACAGAGAGAUCAGUGACAGCCAAUCAGGUGUUGUUAUCAUUCCUACGGUUGAUGGAGGGACUCCAGUCGUGAAUAAGGAGGGAGCGAGGGUGCACCUUUCAGAGCUGGAGCAGGCAUCUAAGGAUGAACAGCUGCUUAAGAAGCACCUUGAGGCAAUGAACCAAGAUGAGCAGCCCUUCAACCACCAGAGCUUUGGCUCCUAUUUCUGUCCCACGUCAAACCUGAGACCCAAGUCUCUUGCAGUACCUGGUAUGACUACUUCCUCCUCCUCCUGUGCUUCUGCAAUGUUUAACUUCCUCCAGGAACCCCAGGGCCCAGUGAUGUCCAUAUCUCCUCAGGCCACUUACUUGUCUACAAUCAUCCCUAAUGCUGUAUUGCCAGCCUCAGUUGAAGUGAUAGAGAUCGACCGUGGCAGCAGCCGGACACGUGGCAAUAGUGUAAACCAUGGUGGUAGUGUCCGCACUGUAAGCAAGAACAGUCUGGCUUCCGGGGACUUGUCGGUCAGCCCUUUGUUGUCCAGAAGAUCAGCUGGGGAUGGUUCCCAGACUGACAAUUCACAAAAUGACUCUACACUAAUGUCCACAUCGGCUUCUGGUUCCAAUUGGAGCGAGUCACAGUCUUCAAAGACUAUUUCAAACUCCCCGGUAUCAUCUAAGGGUAGCACGCGAAGUGGCAACUCACAAAGAGCGGGUCUGAACAGGCGGGAAAGCCAGACAGAGCAGUCUAUUGGGGACCAAGACCUUAUCAGUCUCCAUAGCUCAGUAAGCAUGAUAAGCAGCUCCAGCAGUAAAAGGGAUAUUGUUGUUACAGGUCAAGGACCCGAGUCUGAUAUUUCAGAGUCAGUGGCUGCAGUAGAUGAUCCAAAAACCAAACAGAAUUUUACUCGCAGUCUCUCGGUUAUGAAGACUAAGCAACCGCCUGCACCUCCGCGGAGGACAAACUCUCUGCAUAGUAGUAAGAUCAGGAGCAACUCCAGCGUCCUGGUGGAUCUCAAUGACUCUGUAUCUGGAGAGGUGGCAAAUGCUACAGAAAAUAUAUUAGUAAAGAAUGUGAUCAAAUCAGUAACUGCAGAUACCAGUAAUAUCCCCGCCCCAGUAUCAAACUCCACUGAGUCCAGCUGUCUGGAUGGUGCCUCCACACAGGCCUCUUCCACUGAGGCAGGAGGAGCAACACAGCCUCGGCCAGAAUCCAGCAGCUCCUCUCCACAGAAAACUUCCUCAGAAGGGGGAAAAUUUGAACGGACCAUGUCCCCUUCCAGUGGCUAUUCCAGUCAGAGUGGCACUCCGACACUCUCUCCAAAGGGGAUCUCCCCAGCCUCACCUGACAAACAGAAGAAGCCUGUCAAACCAGAGAGAUCCAUGUCUCUGGCCUCAUCUGCAGCAGCUUCUCCUUCCUCCUCUCUUACCUCUCUAUCAUCUGCAACAUCUGAGCCUGUCAAUCCAGAUGUUUCCACAUGUAGCUCCAUUCUGCCUCCACAGGGAUCUCCACCUACUCUUGCUGCAAAACAACGCACUCCAAAUCAUGUUUUCUCAAAUUUGGGAGCUGAAGUCAGAGAGCUUUUAAACAUCCCACCACCUCCCAAAGUCAAAGCGCCUUGUCCUCCUCCUCCGGAGACAUGGGCUCACAACAGACGCACCUUUCAGCUCUUGUGUGAGCCCUGCCCUAAUGUUAGCAAAGUACCCCAAAAACAAGCACAGAGACAAGAAAAUACUGUUAAACAAGCAGGAACCCAGACUGAAGCCAGCAAGGAAAUGCACAUUUUAGAUCAGAAACAAUCAACUAUAAACAAGUCUGUCCCACAACUGUCAGAGAGCAAAGCUAAGCCUAAGACAUUAUCAAGUGACCCUGAAGGUGUUCACAAUGAGAUGGAGAAUAGGGAAUGUCCAGGUACUGAACAAGAGAGGGUAAGUGCAGAUGUUCAGAAACAAGACCAGAGUAGUAGCCCUGUAGUGAAGGACCCUGAGAGUCCAAAGAAAGAUCCUCCUCCUGUCAUGAAGAAACCCAUGACAGUACUGCACAGAGAAGAAGUGGUGUCAACAGAACACUUAGUGGAUCAACAGAAAAAUGAAAUGAGUAGCAGUGUCAUGACAGAUGUUGAUUUACUUGUUGAGAACCAUACAACCUCCUCACAGCAGGGGGUUAUCAUUUUAGUUGAGAAGUUGAUGAGUGAUAGUGAGAUGGAAAAUGAGGUCACAUCCAUGCAGACUCUUAUUGCAGAGGUCCCCAAAAUUAGUAAGGCCUCACCGCCACCUACCCCUCCCCCAGCAUACCACCCAACACCUCCUCCAUCAAGAAAGACACCUCCUUCAUCAGUGUCUAUACCGCCAGAAGAAUUACAGAGGGUACAGGAGGAGAUCCAUGUUGUAGAGUCUUCCUGGCCACCUCCUCCACCUCCUAUGGAAGGGGACUCGGUCUUUGAUGGAGGAGAUGAGGUUGACUUUCCUCCACCUCCUCCACCUUUUGUGGCAGAGAGUGUGCUAAAUGUGAUGGACAGUUGUAUCACAGAGCUGGAUGUCUCAAAAAUACCCACAGAGGAGAUUGGAGAAACAAUCGAGGAUUCCAGUGAAGCUAAAACAUCUGUACAUGUGCAAACAGCAGAUUUGCCCCCAGCUGUUCCACAAACUACAAUUGAAAGCAAACAAGAGGUUAUCCUGCAAGUUUCAAAAGUUAACACCACUGAUGAGAUAUCUUGCAGACCAGAGCAGAAUGUAUCUGUUUUGGACAAUGUCCCACCUCCACCAACAGAGGUAACCCCUUUGCCACCCAUAAUAUCAGAGAGCUCGGUGUCAACCUCUGCUUCAGCUCCUCCCAGCAAUUUCCUGAAACGAGACUCCUUGAAAAUUGAAGAUCAGACUCCCGCCAAACCUCCUGUCAAUGCCCAACCUCCAAUCACUGUCCCAGUUGCCCCACCUUUACCAGCAGAGAAUUUAACCCAUGGGGUAAAUUUCAGAAGGCAGCCCAGUGUACAAAACCGAGACGCCAAGGGCAAGGAGCUCCUUUCCCGACACAAAAGUGUACCCAUUCCCAAAGAGGAUGCUAACAUACCUCUGGUCACCCCUUCCUUGCUUCAGAUGGUUCGUCUCAGAUCAGUCAACAUGACCGAAGAUCAGGUGAAAGCUCCAUCGGAGGACAAAUCAGGAAACCAGGAAGCUUCAGUUCAAGAGAAUUGCCCGAUCUCUAUCCCAGGACCUCAAAAUAUUCCACAGAAGCCCAUCCGCAAGUCUCUGACACAAAAACUUCCCCCUCAGACAGUAAAGACAUCCUCUUUGGCACUAAACACUCCUUCCAUGCGCUUACAGGAAGCCAUACGUAUGAAAACUGCAGCCAUGUCUUCAAGAGAUGGUCUUCCAUCCCGACUGGGUGUGAGAUCCACUUACAGCUUUGUCGGUGAACAAGGGGCUCUGUCCCUGAAAUCACCAGAGGCAUGUGACAUGCACAAGUCCCCUGCCUCUACCGCCAGCUUUAUCUUCUCCAGGAGCACAAAAAAGGUUGUCAUAGAGACUGCAGCUUCCUCCUCCCCUGAUGCUCAGGCAAUUUUGAAGCAAAGCUUGGCGGCUGAGCUCAUGCAGGUGUCUGACCAGUCAAAGACCAGUGCUUUCUCUAAUGGUGGGAUGAAGUCGGACAAAGUUCCUCCACCAGUAGCAAAGAAACCAUCCCAUGGGAGCAACAGUCCUUUACAGAAUCUUCCUGCUUGUUCAGCAAAGAUGGACUUCGGUGUUGAAGGAAACGGAGUAAAAGGAGGAAUAACGCUUCCUGAGACUACAACUACAAGAGUGACAGCGGACACAAUUGAAACACUGUUUUGAAAGAUGUUGGACUGGACUCAUGCCAGAGGAACAAGGAAAGACUGCAAGCAAGUCAAACUCACAGAGACGUAGAACUCCACUAUCAGAGUGUUGUGUGUGUAAAGACUUCUCCAAAAGCCUUAGCCUGUAAUGGCCUUCCCACAUAUUUAUGCAAAAAAUGUCACUCCUAAUUUCCUACCAUAGCUUUAUUCUGGAGUAUUUUUCUAAGCUAGAGUUUAUCUCUCACUGAGGCCCCUCAGGAUGAAAUGGUGUACACUGGCUGAAGGGUAAAUAUUUGGCUUGUGUGAGAUUGCCUCCCAGAGGUAGAAUUAGGUAGUGUCACUGCAGCUCAGAGAAAACAAUUUGUCUCAACAAAGCAUUUCUGUACAGAGGUUUACUGUCUGCUAGGUAUCUUUGCCCUGUUGUAAUAUAACACCAUUUUCAUGGAGACUGAAGCAGAAAAAGCUGACGAUGAAAUCCACUGCAGGAUGAAUCAACAUUUUUAUCACCUUGUUUGCUUAAAGAUCGGAGUAAAAACAAAUAGUCACUCCGUUUCAGUCCUGCUUUUCACUGUGGAUCUGGAAUAGUGUUUGAGAAAAAGGGAUGCUGCACAUCAACAACAAUGACAGGAUAAUAUUUUAUCAAUUUGACACGAUAAACCAUUCAGACGUAACACAAGAAAGCAUCCCAGUACAGCACUGCUAAAAUGGCAAAUAGCUGCUUCUACACCAUCAGCACAAUCUCCUAUUAACUCUUUGAAACCUGGAGCAACAUCACUUUUCUUGUGCUGCUCUCAGACAUCUUUCACAAGU
Plectropomus leopardus (leopard coralgrouper) is the source of this 5560-nucleotide messenger RNA. RefSeq names its product NHS like 3 (gene nhsl3). The record is from RefSeq and is a predicted model, not a curated record. Lineage: Eukaryota; Metazoa; Chordata; Actinopteri; Perciformes; Serranidae. Gene Ontology annotation, biological process: cell differentiation.